CGAGCGUCGCGAGAGACCAUCUACGACGCGGAGUUAUUUAGUUCGAGAAAUAGAGAUAUUUUUGAAAACGUCCAGCAAACAAAGAAUUUAUUAGUCUAUUUUAAAUAAAUAAUGUGUCUAUUUGGAAUAUUUAGUCAAUAAAUUAUAUACAUUCAGAUGGAUUAUAUCUUAAGUCUUUAUGGCUGCGUGUUCCUUGUGGGUGUCUUGGGCAACGGCAGCCUCGGCCUGGCCCUAUGCAGCGGCCCAGGCGCAAAAAACCGCAGCCCCCUGUUAUUGGGCAUGGUGGCCGCCGAUUUUUUCGUCUGCUGCAUCGCUGGCCCAGUCACAGCUGCAACAUAUGCAGUAUCAUCGUGGUCCAAUGUUUGGUGGAGGAUAGCACAAUUUCUACAGGCCUGGCCUGUAUCAGCAAGUACAUUGUCCAUGAUGGCAAUCUCAAUGGAUCGCUACCUCACCGUGAAGAACUACCGCCCUGCAACACAGGUAGUGCGUCGGCGACCUUUACUCUUGAGUGUGGUGGCUGCCACGUGGUUAUCCGCCGCCGCCUUCUCGGGAUUACAGUUUGUUCAACGUGAUAAUACACUGCGACGGACGUUUCUUGUGAUGCGGGUGGUGUGCGUGCAUGUGGUACCAGCUUGCGCGGUGUUGGCUUCGCAUCUUGGGGUUCAUGCCAAGUUGACGGCGCUGUCGUUGACUGCAAGGGCGAAACAUGGUGAAUUACCGCUGCCUAUGCCGUUGCUAAGACGUCCGACGCAUGUUAUCAUCGUUGCGGGUAUUCCUAAUCGUAUGGAAGCGGAGACUGUUUUGAUGCAGGAGCGUAGAGGGACCAAUGGGGUGAGGAAAAAUGGUAGGAAUGGGACCACUAAUGCUGGGGGCGGUGAUGAGGUGGAUGAUGUUACUCAGCCGCCGACGAGUACGCUUAGAAGUCGACGGAGAUUGGCUAAUUCAUUGUUAUGGGUGGCGUUCGUGUUUGCAGCUUGUUGGUUACCACACGUCGUCUGCCUAAUCUACGCCGAAGCAAAAGGUGAGCCGCCCCCAAUCCUGGUAGCCCGUGCCUGUCUCCUGGUAGGCCACAUGCACUCCGCCGUCAGUCCACUACUCUACUGGUCACUGAAUCAUCAAUGGCUGCAGCGGCCAUGUCGUUUCCGGUUGCCAGCACUAUAUCGCAGCGCGUCCUCCACCAACGAGGCGGCUCUUGGUCCUUUCAACCCACGCCUCGUGCGUCCGCCGCCCGUCCGCCGGCGGUCUUCGCACUAUCUCUACUGAUCUGUGAUUAUCGUCUUAGCAUAGACACUGUGCGCGCCAUACUCAGGGCACAACACAACAUAACCAAACUACGCAACUAUCAAAAAAAUAACUACGGCAAAACUACAACGUACGGGUGUUAGGUAUAAAUUAAAUGUGCGACGUUGAACUGAACAUAAAAAAGAAUUAAAAUGAUAUCAAUGUCCCCGACGCGUUGCCGCCCUCGGAUUUGCAUAAUUUACGUGAGGAGAUAAAAAAAAUGCUCGGACAGAAAGGACCACAGUGCGCGACGGUUUUUUUUUCUCGUUAGGAAAAUGUGUUUUUGUCGGCAGUCGGGAUACGUUCCUUUUUUGUGGAGUUUGGAUAAAAAUCUAAUCUAAACAUCAGAAACCACCAAAAACACCUUUUAGCUCUGUUAAUUUGUCUAAAAAUCAGUGUUAAACAACGUACAUCAACAAAAA
Messenger RNA from Dalotia coriaria, 1703 nucleotides. Its product is annotated as 5-hydroxytryptamine receptor 7. The record is from RefSeq and is a predicted model, not a curated record. Gene Ontology annotation, biological process: G protein-coupled receptor signaling pathway. Gene Ontology annotation, molecular function: neuropeptide receptor activity. The transcript has 5 exons. Gene Ontology annotation, cellular component: plasma membrane. Lineage: Eukaryota; Metazoa; Arthropoda; Insecta; Coleoptera; Staphylinidae. Bases 157 to 1263 code for a protein of 368 amino acids.